GGCGGAACAAAGUUGCGUGAUACGCUGCUCAGUGGGAGGUGGUUUGUGUUCAAGAAGGUAUUAGCGUGAACCCUGUCAACAAACUCACAUAGAGCGUGAUUCAUCACGUCUAUUAAAUGGACAUUUCUUGACAGAAGCCUUUUAAGUUCAAGGAAAGCGCCUAUUCUCGAGAAAUACAGAGUAAAUGUCAUCUGAGCUCUGACCCCUGGAACCUCCAGCCCAGACCCUAAUUUAUGUUUUGUGGUGAGGCCAUGACUGCUGCCAACAUCACCAGAGAUAUCCUGCACAGGCAGAUCAGAGACAAGAGAGCAUCAGGCUUCCAAAGGUUCUAUCAUGUGACUGACCCCUUCAUCAAGAGACUUGGACUGGAGGCUGAGCUUCAGGGUCACACUGGCUGUGUGAACUGUCUGGAAUGGAAUGAACGAGGAGAUUUACUGGCCUCGGGCUCAGAUGAUCAACAUGCCGUCAUCUGGGAUCCAUUCAGACACAAGAAGCUUACAACUAUGCACACAGGUCAUGCAGCAAAUAUAUUCUCUGUAAAGUUCCUCCCUCACUCCGGGGACAGAAUUUUGGUAACAGGUGCAGCAGAUACAAAGGUCCAUGUGCAUGACCUGACAGUGAAGGAAACCAUCCAUAUGUUUUCUGAUCACACCAACAGAGUCAAACGCAUCGCCACAGCACCCAUGUGGCCCAACACCUUCUGGAGUGCUGCGGAGGAUGGCAUCAUCAGACAAUAUGACUUGAGGGAGAGCAGUAAACGCUCUGAGGUGCUGAUUGAUCUGACAGAGUUCUGUGGACAGCUGGUUGAGGCCAAGUGUCUAGCUGUCAACCCACGGGACAACAACUACCUGGCAGUAGGGGCCAACGGACCUUUUGUUCGCCUUUAUGACAUCAGGAUGAUUCACAACUACAGGAAAUCUAUGAGUCAGAGCACAUCAGCAGCUGUGCACACGUUCUGUGAAAGGCAGAAGCCCAUCCCAGAUGGAGCUGGGCAGUAUUAUGUUGCAGGGCACCUACCAGUGAAACUCCCAGACUACAAUAACCGCCUGAGGGUCCUGGUGGCCACCUAUGUCACCUUCAGUCCAGACGGCACUGAGCUACUUGUUAACAUGGGUGGGGAACAGGUGUAUCUGUUUGACUUGACAUUUAAACAGAGGCCGUACGCCUUCUUGAUUCCAAAAAAGUGCCAGUCAUCAACAGGAGAUGUACAGAACGGAAAGACAACCAAUGGCGUCUCUAAUGGACUUCACUUGCCAACCAGCCAUAUUCGAUUUGCCGAAAGCAAGAUGCGCUCUAGUUCUACUGAGCUCCCUCCUCACUUGGAGAAGAUAAAGCAACAAGCUAAUGAUGCAUUUGCACGGCAGCAGUGGACACAGGCCAUCCAGCUGUACAGUUUAGGCAUUCAUGAGGCCAGCUGCAAUGCCAUGCUGUAUGGGAACCGGGCUGCAGCCUACAUGAAACGCAAGUGGGAUGGAGACCAUUAUGAUGCCCUCAGGGACUGUCUGAAGGCUCUGACUCUAAAUCCUGGUCAUCUGAAGGCUCAUUUCAGGCUGGCACGGUGUCUAUUUGAGCUGAAGUAUGUGGCUGAAGCUCUGGAGUGUCUGGAUGAUUUCAAAGGAAAGUUUCCAGAGCAGGCGCACAGUAGUGCCUGUGAUGCUUUGGAUAAAGACAUCAAGGCUGCUCUCUUCUCCAAGACAGAAUCAGCUGAAGAUAAGAAGGCCAACAGCUCCAUUCGAUUCCACUCAUUCAGUCGGAAGGAGUCUAUCCCUGAAGAUGAGUUGGUGCUGAGAGAGCGCAGUUUUGACUACAAGCACAGAUACUGUGGUCACUGCAACACCACCACAGAUAUCAAAGAGGCUAACUUCUUUGGAAGCAAAGGCCAGUACAUUGUCAGCGGCUCAGAUGACGGCUCCUUCUUUAUCUGGGAAAAGGAGACAACUAAUCUGGUGAGGAUCCUGCAGGGGGAUGAGUCCAUAGUCAACUGCCUGCAGCCCCACCCCAGCUACUGCUUCCUGGCUACUAGUGGUAUUGACCCCGUGGUUCGAUUAUGGAACCCUAGACCAGAGACAGAGACUGAGAACGGGCGAGUCGUGGAGGACAUGGACGGUGCUGCUCAGGCGAACCAGCGGCGUAUGAACGCUGAUCCGCUGGAGGUAAUGCUGCUCAACAUGGGCUAUCGCAUCACAGGCCUGCGUGGCGUUGGUCCAGAUGGCUCAGAUGAUGAAGACAGCUCAGAGGGACAAGUGCAGUGUCGGCCAAGCUAAACAAACUGUCAGCCAUUCUAUAGAAUGGAUGUGGGACGCAAAGCCCAGCUCCUGUUUGAAUCUUAAUUUCCCCCCCUAUCUGACAGAAACAUUGAGUGAAUGUCAUGUCACAUCUCUGCACUAUGCAUCGCCCUCCCCUGUCCAAAGAGAGGACUGGUGGAGACCACUUUGGGGAGAGGAAUUCAUGGAGGGUGGAGAAGACACCCAUCUCGCCCCCUUCAAAGCACCGACAACACCUCAGCCUCUCCCUCCACUUUGUGGUGGCAGGGGGGCACCUUUUGAGGAGAGCACUUUCCACGUCACUCCCCAGUUUCUCACGAAGAAGGAGGAGUUCAGCACUUAUCCCUCCUCAGGUUUAUGUUGGAGAGACACACAACACGUAGAAGGAGAAGCCUGCCGUCGUACGACCUAUUUUCAGGUCGGUGUGGCCACGCAGUCGCAGUGUUCUCCAUGGAGGAUCGGAUCACAGACCAGAAGAUGGUGCUUUGUUGCAUCUCCUGUCUGCUCUGCAGUUGGAGCUAAGAGUCUUAGUGCCCGCUCAUCUCAGAAAGGCUGCACACCCAAGUCACUAAUUCUGAGUUAGACUUGAUCAUAUUUUUAGUUGGAGUUUUGGUCACAGGAAGCCUAGAUUAAUUGUCACUCACCAAGUUGUGAAAGUUGCAAGUGUUACUCCAAUGAAAUGUAUUUAUAAGCUUUGUUUAGUUUAUAACUGUCGGAAAAAACAAGUGGUUUCUUCUGCCAAAGGUUGCCAUCUAUAAUUUCAGUGGCCAAGGAUUAAUGUAUUUUUUUCUUUGUUUCAUUGAAACAUAAUUUUGGCAUACUGUGCUCCUUUUAGUUAAGAGGUUUUACUACAAUAGAUUGUUGAUAAUAUCAACAAGAUAUCGACAAAGAAACAUUUGUAAAAAAUAACUUUCUAAUGCAGUUUUUUUUUUAAUCAAGUCCCAUUGAUUUCAAAUGUUGUUUGGCAUGAAAUGUCAGUGUGAAACUUCUGUUGAGUGUAAGUGGGACGCAGAGGCUAAUUUGUGGUAUAUGGAAACUGAUGCGCUAAGUAUUUGGAGGCGAUAGGGUUCCUGCCUACUAGCUUGCGCGGCUCUAGCACCAAACCUCUGCUGCAGUCUGGUGUUCAGUCCUGCUUGCAUGAGGCUUCUCUGACUAUAGUUGUGGGCAAAAAAGGACAAAUCCUAUCUGUUGCUCAGAGAACAGCUCAUUGGGUCUUCUUUGCCCCCAAAUAGGGUAAAUGUUAAGGAGGGGGUCCUCAACACCAUGCAACACCAGGCUUCCAUGCGUUUUACUUUGUUCAUUAAUUUGAGAUACUCCGUUUUUCUUUGAGGAAUCCUAUAAUAACCUUUGUUUGCAAACAAAGUGAAGAAUAAAAUUAUUGAACACCA
Molecule: messenger RNA, 3652 nt
Organism: Siniperca chuatsi (mandarin fish)
Lineage: Eukaryota; Metazoa; Chordata; Actinopteri; Centrarchiformes; Sinipercidae
Gene: wdtc1
Product: WD and tetratricopeptide repeats 1
Exons: 16
Coding region: 234-2264 (676 amino acids)
Biological process (GO): negative regulation of fatty acid biosynthetic process
Cellular component (GO): Cul4-RING E3 ubiquitin ligase complex; cytoplasm
Molecular function (GO): protein binding
Source: RefSeq, a predicted model, not a curated record